Nestor notabilis (Kea) is the source of this 1314-nucleotide messenger RNA. Its product is annotated as lipase member M-like. Gene Ontology annotation, molecular function: hydrolase activity, acting on ester bonds. The record is from RefSeq and is a predicted model, not a curated record. NCBI's taxonomy places the organism in Eukaryota, Metazoa, Chordata, Aves, Psittaciformes, Psittacidae.
AUGACCAUCAUUUCACUGCCAUCUUUACCCAGCACUGCUUUCAACAGCCUAGAACUGUUUCUGUUCUUCUGUUGUCUCUGUUGCUCAGCUGAACACAUGGUUUCUGACACAAGGAAGAAGAUAUGGCUCUUUGUUGCUGUGACAUAUUCGUUGCAGCAAAUUACUUAUUCAGAAGAACUCAGAAGAACUCAGAGAGCUGUGGAUCCUGAAGCAUUUAUGAAUAUUAAUGAGCUCAUUACUUACAAGGGGUACCCCAGUGAGGAGUAUGAAGUGACAACAGAAGAUGGUUAUACUAUUACCCUUAACCGGAUCCCUUAUGGUACACAGAACCAGGGAAACCCAGCUAUAAAACCUGCUGUGUUUCUCCAACAUGGAUUAUUGGGAGACGCUAGCAACUGGGUCACAAACCUGCCCAACAACAGCUUGGGCUUCCUACUAGCUGAUGCUGGUUUUGAUGUGUGGAUGGGAAAUAGCAGAGGGAAUCGCUGGUCCAGAAAACAUCAAAACUAUUCCAUUGAUCAAGAUGAAUUCUGGGCUUUCAGUUUUGAUGAGAUGGCAAAGUUUGAUCUUCCAGCAGCAAUAGAUUUCAUUGUGGAGAAAACAGGACAGGAAAAGUUGUACUAUAUUGGCUAUUCGCAAGGUACUACCAUCGCUUUCAUUGCCUUUUCAACAAUGCCAGAGCUGGCUCGGAAAAUCAAACUCUAUUUGGCGUUGGCACCUGUCGUUACUAUUAAGUACGCUAGAAGCCCAGUGACAAAGCUUCUCUACCUUCCUGAAACAUUGCUCAGGGGACUGCUUGGCAAAAGAGAAUUCCUUCCUCAGACUGAGUGUCUGAGAAGGCUAAUAGUGCCUGUGUGCAGCAACCCUGCUUUUGCCAGGCUUUGUAGAAGUGUCUUCUUCGGUCUGGGUGGCUGUAACCUGAGAAACAUUGAUGUGAACCGAAUCAAUGUGUAUAUUGCACAAACCACCGCUGGAACUUCUGUGCAGAACAUAGUCCACUGGAGUCAGGAAGCCCUUUCGGGGAAGUUCCAAGCUUAUGACUGGGGCAGUUCAAAGAAGAACAUGGAAAAAUACCAACAGGCUACUCCUCCUCUCUACAAUGUAGAAGAGAUGACUGUACCAACAGCAGUAUGGACUGGGGGACAAGACUUGCUUGCAGAUCCCAAGGAUGCAGCCAUUUUACUGUCUCAAAUUAAAAGGCUCAUCUACCACAAGAGAAUUCCUGGAUGGGCACACCUGGAUUUCAUCUGGGGAUUGGAUGCACCCUUGCGUGCGUACAAUGAAAUUAUUGAUCUGAUGCAAAAGAAUCCUUAG